CGCGCGCUUGCGCGCGCAUAUAUAUAUACACACACACUAUGCACCCUAAAUACCCAUCUUCGCUAUUCUUCAUCUUCUUCUUUUUUCGGUUUUCCUUCCAAUUUUGAGAGUUUUUAUAGGGUGUGUGAGGGAACAUGAAGUUUUGGAAGAUUUUGUGCAAUCAGAUAAAUGAAACAUUGCCAGAUUGGCAAGACAAGUUCUUAUCGUAUAAAGAUUUGAAGAAACGGCUGAAACUGAUUUAUCCCAAACAAGGGUCGUGCAAUAAUCAUGAAAAUAGUGACAUUUAUACUAAUGGGAGGCCAAAUAAACGGCCCAGAUUGAGUGAUGAUGAAAAGGAAGUUGGAGAUUCUGUGUGUGGAGGUGAUGAUGAUGGGGAUGAGGUGACAAAAGAAGUAACUGAUUUUCUAGAGCGUUUGGAAAAGGAGAUCGAGAAAUUUAAUAGGUUCUUCGUCGAUAAAGAAGAAUUUUACAUCAUUAGAUUACAGAUGCUAAAAGAAGAGGUUGCAGAAGCUAAGGAUUCAGAGGUAGAGCUGAUGAAAAUAGGAAGAAAGAUAGUAGAUUUUCAUGGAGAGAUGAUUCUGCUGGAGAAUUACAGUGCUCUAAACUAUACAGGACUAGUGAAGAUUUUGAAAAAAUAUGACAAGCGAAGUGGGGAACUCAUGCGACUACCUUUCAUACAAAAGGUUCUGCAUGAGCCAUUCUUUCGAACUGAAGUUUUAAAUAAUCUCGUGAACGAUUGUGAGAUAAUGAUUUACGGCAUCUUCUCAUGGCACGAGCAAUUGACCCCACCAGAAGAGAUUGGUCAGAAAGAAGGUUGCAGUGACUGGGCUGCGACUGAGGAUUCAGAAAAACUUCUUAGACUGCCUGAAGAACUUUCAGCAAUUGAAAACAUGGAAAAUAUGUACAUGAGGCUUACUAUGUCAGCCUUACGGACUCUGAGGGAAAUCCGAAGUGGAAGUUCCACUGUAAGCAUGUUCUCAUUGCCACCCAUGCAAGGUCAUGACUUGGAUGAAUUUGGGAAGUAAAAUCCUGUCACGGAGCAUGAAGCUAAGAAACCUAGUGUUAUUAUACUUUUGGUUAUGAUAUUUCCUUCUUGAAGCCCAUAGUCUUGUUAGCUCUAGGUUUUUCUGUAAACAUUACAUUUGAAACUCAAAAGUACCACAAACCUCCAUAUCAAGCCUUUGUUCUGAAAAUCAAGGAAGGUUUGUGGAGCUACUAUAUGUACUUGAAUGUCAUUUUGUAGAGGUUAAUCACUUGUAAUAUUUUCCAUCUGAUGCUGUUUUGUUUCUUUGUCAUGCUGUUUAGCUCGAUAAUUUAUACUUGAUGAAAGAAGAAUGUUUGUAACAUAA
Messenger RNA from Olea europaea var. sylvestris, 1349 nucleotides. RefSeq names its product SPX domain-containing protein 1-like. Bases 135 to 1025 code for a protein of 296 amino acids. The record is from RefSeq and is a predicted model, not a curated record. The transcript has 3 exons. Lineage: Eukaryota; Viridiplantae; Streptophyta; Magnoliopsida; Lamiales; Oleaceae. Gene Ontology annotation, biological process: cellular response to phosphate starvation.